Racocetra persica is the source of this 248-nucleotide messenger RNA. NCBI's taxonomy places the organism in Eukaryota, Fungi, Glomeromycota, Glomeromycetes, Diversisporales, Gigasporaceae. The record is from the annotation of a GenBank genome assembly.
CGUAUUGGAUUACUGAUAGAACUGUAAGUUGUAUUUUAAAUUCAUACUCUAAUUUACGAUGCUUAGGUAUAUGGGGUAGUCGAGGAAAAAUCAAAGAUGCUACUAUUAUUGGAUCUUCUCUAAAUUUAAAAUAUUUUGAUAUUUCUGGUAACGAUAUCGGAGAUGAGGUUGUUGAAGCAGUAGCUAGUACAUGCCAUGAAUUGGAAUAUCUUGAUCUUGGAGGGUGUGGAUUCAUUACCGAACCAUCG